Molecule: messenger RNA, 1028 nt
Organism: Aplysia californica (California sea hare)
Lineage: Eukaryota; Metazoa; Mollusca; Gastropoda; Aplysiida; Aplysiidae
Product: 39S ribosomal protein L17, mitochondrial
Exons: 5
Coding region: 105-770 (221 amino acids)
Biological process (GO): translation
Cellular component (GO): ribosome; mitochondrial large ribosomal subunit
Molecular function (GO): structural constituent of ribosome
Source: RefSeq, a predicted model, not a curated record
AGAUAGAAUCUAUUCUGACCUUUGCAAAUUUCAUUGAGAGAAUCGUUGACUUGCAAGACCUGUGUUUGACUUUUGAUGUUCUGUUGCCUUUAAUGUGAAGAAGCAUGCUACGAUUCCGACACCGCAUGCGUCCCCGCCAGAUGCAGAUUCGUCCGGCCGGAGGACCCGAGGCCAGACUGCUGCGACUGCGACAGAUUGUAUCCGGCUUGAUCCGCUACGAGAGGAUCGAGCCGACGUGGACGCAGGCAGAUGAGGCCAGGCAGUAUGCAGAAAGGUUAAUCCACCUGGCGGUGAGGAAUGGUGACCAACACAAACCCACCAUGGAACUUGCAGACUAUUGGCUGUUGGAAAAAGAUUUGGUGCACAAACUGUUCAAGGUGUUAGUUCCGAGGUAUAGGAACCAGACGUCGUCUUUCACUGACCUUCACAAGCAGGCCGUGGAAUACCCGGGACACGGCAAUCCUAACGGGGUGCUGGAACUCAGAGGUAACCCAUGGCCGCCAGUUGCCCCACGCAGGAGAGAUACGAAAUUCCUCCUCUCUAACGUUUUGCUGGCAGCUGCUCGUAAAGAUUUCUACGAGUCGAAAAGACAACAAAAGCAACAAGAUCUGGCUUCUUCUUCGUCACCGUCAUCAUCAACUACGCCAUUAUCAUCAUCAUCAGAAGAGUUCAGUGAAACGACAGAGAGUAAUACUGUUGAGGAAGAAGGACAUUCUGUUUCAUCUUCUGUCGAUCCACCUUCGAGUAAGCCUACUACCAAUGAGAGAUGAUGAAUCAUGCUUAUAGUUUGUUUUUUUUUCUUUUUUCUUUGUUUGUUUUUUUUUCUUUUUUCUUUGUUUGUUUUUUUUAAGGUUGACCGUGAGGAGGGGGGAAAGGUAUUUUUUCUUUGCUUACCUCAAGCAAGUUGUUGAGUGAAUGGAGGAAUUUUUUUUUAAAAACUGCAGUGGCAUUGUUUUGUUUGAUUUUCUUGAUGUGGUCUUGUUGUUUUUUUGUAAGUCAGAUGAAUAAAAAUGUGCAUUUCUAACUAA